AAAAAAAGUAUAAUUAUUAUAAAUUUUAAUUUUGGUUCUGGAUCUGGUUUCUGUUUCUCUGUUCAACCCUUGAGUUUGAUGCUUCCUUAGCUCUCUACUUGGAUAUCGAUUUAACAAUCCUGACAUGUCCGGGCCGCUUGAUCGGUUCGCGCGUCCCUGCUUUGAAGGGUUCUCUGGUCAUGAUGAAAGAAGAGAGCGGAAAUCGGAUUUUGAGAAUUCAGAAGAUGAUAGGCGUACCAGAAUUGGGAGUCUGAAGAAGAAAGCAAUAAAUGCGUCCAGCAAAUUCAGGCAUUCUCUUAGGAAGAAAAGCAGGAGAAAGAGUGGGAGUCGUAGCAAUUCUGUUUCGAUUGAGGAUGUUCGAGAUGUUAAAGAGCUCCAAGCAGUGGAAGCAUUUCGACAGUCACUUAUGUCAGAUAACUUGUUGCCACCAAGACUUGAUGACUAUCAUAUGUUAUUGAGAUUCUUAAAAGCAAGGAAAUUUGAUAUUGAGAAAGCAAAGUACAUGUGGGCCAACAUGAUCCAAUGGAGGAGAGACUUUGGUACUGAUACAAUUAUGGAGGAUUUUGAGUUCAAUGAGUUGAAUGAAGUCCUGCAGUACUAUCCACAUGGUAAUCAUGGUGUGGAUAAGGAAGGAAGACCUCUUUAUAUUGAGAGGCUAGGCAAAGUUGAUCCCAAUAAGCUUAUGCAAGUCACUACCAUGGAUAGGUAUUUGAGAUACCAUGUGCAGGGUUUUGAGAAAACGUUUGCUGUUAAGUUUCCUGCAUGUUCUAUUGCUGCAAAGAGGCAUAUAGAUUCUAGUACAACCAUUUUGGAUGUUCAAGGCGUGGGUUUCAAAAACCUAACCAAGUCUGCAAGGGAACUCAUCACACGGCUGCAAAAAAUUGAUGGUGACUACUAUCCUGAAACAUUAUAUGUAAUGUUUAUAAUCAAUGCCGGUCCUGGUUUCAAGCUGCUUUGGAACACAGUGAAAACAUUUCUUGAUCCCAAAACUACUUCAAAGAUACAUGUUCUUGGAAACAAGUUCCAGAGUAAAUUGCUUGAAAUUAGUGAUGCAAGUGAGCUGCCAGAAUUUCUAGGUGGUAGUUGCACUUGUAAAGAUCAAGGUGGUUGUAUGAGGUCUGAUAAAGGGCCAUGGCAAGAUCCAAACAUUUUAAAGAUGGUUCUUAGUGGUGAAGUACAAUGUUCUAGACAAAUAGUAACAAUUUCUAACGACGAGGGGACAGUAAUUGAAUGUGAUAAGACAUGUUAUCCUAUGAUAAGAAGUAGUGAUACAUCAACAGCAGAAUCAGGAUCUGAAGUUGAAGAUAUCACUUCUCCCAAAGCAAGUGGGAAUUAUACAAACCCAAGGUUGACCCCCGUCCAUGAAGAAGCAAGAUUGGUUGGUAAGGCUAGUCAUGCUGGUGGUAUCUCUGAGUAUGAUGAGUAUGUUCCCAUGGUUGACAAGACUGUCGACGUUACAUGGAAGGAGAAACAAUUGACUACUCAAAACUCAUUUGGCUCAACAGAAAAAUUUCUAUCGAGGACGGGAAGAUCUACUGAUGGAAACUGUGCGCAUAUCUGGGCUAUUAUAGUGGGCUUCUUUAUUGCCAUCUUUACUUUUGCUCGUUCAAUAGCAUUUCGUAUGACUAAGGGAAUACAGGACUCUGAAUCUGUUUCUGCCCAAAAUAUGCCUAACAUGACUGUUGAUUCAAUUACCAAGGAAGAAUCUCGUCCCCCUUCACCUGCUCCCAGAGUCACAAAGGCAGAGCUCAUCUCAUCUGCUUUGAAACGCCUUAGUGAGCUUGAAGAGAAGGUUGAUGUGCUACAGUCAAGACCUAAUGUGAUGCCAUGUGAGAAAGAGGAGCUGUUGAAUGCUGCUGUUUAUCGUGUGGAUGCAUUGGAAGCAGAACUGAUCGCUACAAAGAAGGCUUUAUACGAAGCUUUGAUUAGACAAGAAGAACUUCUGGCAUACAUAGACCGUCAGGAAAAAGCCAAAUUUGAGAAAAAGAAGUUUUGCUGGUGAUUGCUGAAGAGAUAACUGUACAGAACGGAGCUGUUCGGCGCAUUGAUGGAUAUUACUUCAUUUCUGCUUGUAUAUAUAUAAUAAACUGCCCUGGAGUUUUUCUUCAGGUUGGCUUGUCCAUUAUCGGCAUGAAACUCUUGUACGAUGGAAUUCUGUAUAAACGUCUACUUAUCUCCCUCCCUCUCUCUUUCUCUCAAAACUUUAAUACAGAUGAAUUUGAGUGUUGAAUUUUAAGUAAUUUUAUGACAUUUAUAAAAGUUCAAACAAAGUCUAAG
Messenger RNA from Gastrolobium bilobum, 2277 nucleotides. Its product is annotated as phosphatidylinositol/phosphatidylcholine transfer protein SFH8-like. Bases 125 to 2002 code for a protein of 625 amino acids. The record is from RefSeq and is a predicted model, not a curated record. Lineage: Eukaryota; Viridiplantae; Streptophyta; Magnoliopsida; Fabales; Fabaceae. The transcript is spliced from 14 exons.